Messenger RNA from Lottia gigantea (owl limpet), 707 nucleotides. RefSeq lists its product as hypothetical. The coding region runs from base 36 to 443 and encodes 135 amino acids. The record is from RefSeq and is a predicted model, not a curated record. Lineage: Eukaryota; Metazoa; Mollusca; Gastropoda; Lottiidae. The transcript is spliced from 2 exons.
AGAACGCCGAGUUAAACUCCAAACACAACUCAGGAAUGAACGAGAUAUCAGAAAUGAGUAUGUCUUCCACUGUCGCCAACGAAGGUCAGACGGUUGCCAAACCCAUGUCGUCGAAAGUCAUCUACGAAGCCACUCGAGAGACUAGAACAGUCACUGACGAGAGUGGCAACGUGUCAAAAACUCACUCCGAGACCAAAAAUGGUGAUGGAGCUAAGGUGAUUGGAGUUAUCUCUAAGAAUGGUACGUUCAGACGAGUGAAGGGCGGCGAGGUCGAAUACAUGACUCAAGACGAUAUUAAAAAUCGUGAUGUAAAAUGCUUGACCAGUGAAAACGUAAUGAAACUCUACCAGUCUUAUCAGAAGUCACGAACUGGCAGUAUAGCCGGAAGUAAAACCGCCACCAAUCAGAAAGCUCUGGAGGGCACAGAUAAUGUUUCUCUCUAGAGAAUCAACCAAUGAAAACAGCCGUUACAACUUGUCUCUUACGGUGAAAUUGAAAUAAAUUGUAUAAUAAUCUUGUGAUGUAGAUCUAGUUCGACAGAUUUUUAGAAUUAUUUAUGAAAAUUGUGAUAUGUUGUUAAACCAUUCUCUUGAUGCUUGCUGGACUAAUAACAAAAUUAGUUUAAACCAUUUGUAUUUAUUGAAACUAACUCAGUCUUAAACUCACACUAUUUAUUAAUAAAGAUGAAUCACUGGGUCCUACAUUCC